AUGCGCAUCCUCUGUCUCCAUGGCUGGGGAACGAACCCAGCGAUCAUGAAACGCCAGAUGUCAGCACUGAUCAAACACUGCGAUCCCAGCUGGGAAUUCUACUUCUUGGCUGGCAAUGCAGAGACCCCGCCUGUUCCAGGCGUCGCCGACAUCUUCCCAGGCCCCUAUCUCAGCUGGUCUUUUGAUUUCGGUCCAGCGUCUUUCAGGGCAUCUUUUGGUCUUAUCCACCAAACAUUCACAGAUGAAGGGCCAUUCGAUGGCGUCUUCGGCUUCAGCCAGGGCUCAGCUGUAAUCGCCGCCUACCUCCUCGAGCAGGCAGCCCUACACCCCGAAAAGCCACUUCCAGUUCAAUUUGGAAUCUUUUGUUCGACGCCACCCAUCCUCUCAACCGACCCGGCCUAUAUUCAGCGUAUGUACGGCUCAUUGUCCGCUGAGGACCUCAGCCGUCUACGCUCUGGCAACCCCGAUGAGAUAGAGAAACUCCCCGAGCCCUCCCGCGAUGCAGCCCUCAUGCUUGUGAAGAGCUUGGCUAUCACGAAGGAAAUCCAUGGACAGUCGGAUACUUACUUUACCGAUCGGCCGAUACCUGAGAUUCCAUGCGCUGUGCAUCCGGAUGUGUAUAAAGCGCGCCUUGCCAUCCCGACGCUGCAUGCUUGUAGUAACCAUGACCCAGUAUUCAUGCAGCAGACUUCUGCUCUCUGUGGAUUGUUCUGUGAGGCGAAAAGUCGGAGGUCCUUCAAGCAUAGUGCUAUACAUAGCCUUCCGCGUGUCCCUACUGAGGCGAAAGAGAUGGCGGCUAUGAUGCAGUCGGUGGCUUCGUGGAAUCAGUCGAGUUUGUGA
This is a messenger RNA of Aspergillus versicolor CBS 583.65, 840 nucleotides long. RefSeq lists its product as uncharacterized. The record is from RefSeq and is a predicted model, not a curated record. Gene Ontology annotation, cellular component: cytoplasm; nucleus. Lineage: Eukaryota; Fungi; Ascomycota; Eurotiomycetes; Eurotiales; Aspergillaceae. Bases 1 to 840 code for a protein of 279 amino acids. The transcript has 2 exons.